Messenger RNA from Polistes dominula (European paper wasp), 2109 nucleotides. Its product is annotated as lysosome membrane protein 2. The record is from RefSeq and is a predicted model, not a curated record. Gene Ontology annotation, cellular component: cytoplasm; membrane. NCBI's taxonomy places the organism in Eukaryota, Metazoa, Arthropoda, Insecta, Hymenoptera, Vespidae. Gene Ontology annotation, molecular function: scavenger receptor activity.
AUUUUCAGAUGAUAUCGAGAAUUAUUGACUGAUUGUUGAUGACUGAAUCUUCACGUUCUAACUUCAUGUAUCUGGCGAGGUGUUAGCAUCAUCCAUAGGGUCAUAUUAAAAGGUUAUCACCUAAGGAAAGUUGAAAAAGUAGGGGGAUUUUUGUUGGAAGACGAAUCAGUUGGUCUUCAUCGAUCUAACAAGUACGACGGUUAUAAUCUGUUCGAUAUUAUUACGUUAAACACACAACACACACACACACACACAUACACACUUACAUACUUACAUCCUCAUUCAAAUUAACCACAUAUAUACACAGAUGUGCGCUUAUACAGCAACAAUAAUACAACAGACGUUCAUCUCAAUGAGUUUAUUUGAUAUUCAUUGAUCAAACUUGAACUUCAAUUGUGUGCGAUUUUACUGAAGAAAAUUGUCAAAGUUUUUCAGUGUACUGUAUGUGUGUGUGUGUGUAUCUGUAAUAAGUGAAAAUUUAAUUUGUUUAAAGUUAGAAACAUUUUCUUUUUUUUUUUUUUUUUUUGAUUGAUUGAUCAAUCAAACGUGAAUACAAAAUGAAGUCAAUAGAAAAAACGGAAAACGUUGUGAAAGAUGAGACAAAGUUGUUUAAACGAAAUUGGUACAUUUGGGCCAUUAUAAUGGCAGGAUUGUCAAGUUUUUUCUUAGUAAUCAUAUUUUGGUUGACUAAUAUUUUUCAAAAUAUUAUAUUGUCCAAUUUAAUAUUACAAAAUGGUACCAGAUCAUAUGAAUUUUGGUCCCAUCCACCAGUUAAAUUGUUACAAAAUUUUUAUAUUUACAAUUACACAAACGUUGAAGAUUUUGAAAGUGGUAAAGCUAAUAAAUUGAGAGUCCAACAAUUGGGACCAUAUUCUUAUAGGGAAACUUUAAUGCGUGUUAAUACGCAAAUGCAUGAAAAUGGUACGAUCAGUUAUCAAGAGAAGAAAUUGUAUAAAUUGGAAGGUGGAAAUCCUGAGAAUGAUAUAAUAAUAGUACCUAAUAUAUUAUUAUUAAUGGUUAUUUCAUCAGUAUGUUAUUUAAAUUAUGCCAGUAGAUUAAUGGUUACCAUAGCAAUAUCUACAAUGCAUAUCGAACCAUUCAUUAAAACCACAGUUAGUGGUUUUCUAUGGGGAUAUGAUGACAAUCUUUAUAAUGUUUUGAAAACUUUUGGAUACGUAAACAUUCCAAGUGACAAAUUUGGUAUUCUAGUACAAUCUCAUGGGCUUUUGGAAGAUCAUUUAUUGAUAAAUACUGGCGCCCAUGAUAUUGAUAAUCUUGGUAUCAUUCAAAGUAUCAAUGGGAAGGAUAUUUUAAAUAUUUGGGGUGACGAGAAAUGUGAUAAAAUUUAUGGUACAGAUGGUACCAUGUUUCCACCUAAAUGGAUUCAAAAUCUAAGUACACCAUUGUACAUAUACAUUAAAGAAUUUUGUAAACAAAUGAAAUUCAAUUUUCACGAUUACAACCAAGUUCAAGGUGUUCCUAGUCUCAAAUACAAAAUGUCAUUGGAUUCUUUUCAAGUAUCCACACAAGAGACAUGUUAUUGUCCAAUAGUAAAUUUGGAUUCAAACGAAAGGAAAUGUCCACCGUCUGGUACACUAAAUAUUUCAAGCUGUUAUGAUGAUUUACCUGUACUCGUAUCUAUGCCACAUUUUUAUGGUGCCGAUGAAUCUUUGAUCAAUUCUGUCGAUGGUUUGAAACCCGAACAGGAACUUCAUGAAAGUACCAUUGAUUUACAUCAGUUUUUAGCAAUACCAAUGAACGGAUCUUUGAGGUUGCAAUUAAAUGUUGAAGUGAAAAAAGCUAUUGGUGUACCAUUUUCGGAUAAAAUCAAGGACGGUUCGAUAUUACCAUUAAUGUGGAGUGAAAAUACAUUAGACAAACUUCCUCAAGAUUUUGUUAAUAUAUUUUCCGGCGCACAUUUAGCAACAACAAUUGUUACAGCUGCAUUAAAAUGGGGUAGUCUUUCGAUAUUUUUGUGUUCAAUUUGUGCGUAUUGUUUUGCUAGAAGAAAUCAACAUAUACAACGAUCUAACGUGUAGAAAAUGUUUUAUUUCUUAUCAAGAAAUGAAAUGAUAGUACGAUUAUGAACUAUUUGCAAUAAAAAUUUGG